Helianthus annuus (common sunflower) is the source of this 1027-nucleotide messenger RNA. Its product is annotated as F-box protein VBF. The record is from RefSeq and is a predicted model, not a curated record. The transcript is spliced from 3 exons. The coding region runs from base 67 to 915 and encodes 282 amino acids. Lineage: Eukaryota; Viridiplantae; Streptophyta; Magnoliopsida; Asterales; Asteraceae. Gene Ontology annotation, molecular function: protein binding.
CAUAACAAACAUUAAUCACCCGCCAUUUCAUCAUUCCCAAAAAUCUAGAUUUCUACUUUACUAGAAAUGGCCGCCAGAUUGAGCAUGUUGCCAGAAGACUGUAUUUCCACUGUUUUAUCACUAACCUCUCCAUCAGACGCAUCUAGAUUUAUGCUUGUAUCUUCUUCGUUACGGUCCGCUGCUGAAUCCGACAUCGUUUGGGACAGAUUCUUGCCGUCUGAUCUACCUCGUAUUCUCUCAAGAUCACACACUCAACUCAAUGUUUCUUCUAAGAAAGAAUUGUUUUUCCAGCUCUGUAGUUGUAUUCCUAUGGAUGGUGGAAUCAAAAGCUUUUCAUUAGACAAAGUAAGUGGGAGAAAAUGUUGGAUUCUGUCAGCAAGAGCACUUUCUAUUUCUUUAAGCAACGAACCAAAUCAUUGGACUUGGACUGCCAAUUCUACCUCAAUAUUUUCUGAGGUAGUUGAGCUAAAAACAAUAUCCAACAUGGAAAUUGAAGGAAGGAUACAGACCGAAGAUUUAUCUACUAACACAACAUACGGUGCUUAUCUUAUAGUUAAGGUUUCUGAUCACUCAUUUGGGUUAGACGCUAUUCCAUGUGAGACAUCGAUCUCAAGCGGGACAUGCUCGGUUACCAACACAACAUAUUUAUGUCCUCUAGAUGAGCAAAAACAACAGUUAGAAUUGCUGUUUUUCAUGAACCGGAGACAAAUGAUGGAGAAACGGGUAGUGGAAGGAGAAUGCCAACGACCGAGCAAGAGAGGAGAUGGAUGGAUGGAAAUCGAAAUUGGGGAAUUCUUUGUUGGAGAAAAAAGUGAGGGUGUGAAAAUGAAUUUAACGGAAGUGAAGGGUCAACAACUAAAAGGAGGACUUAUCAUUGAAGGAAUUGAAGUUAGGCCUAAAUGUGAACAACUAUAACUCUAUAAGACCAACCAGAUUCGUUUAUUGUCUCCUAACAAAUUUGUUUAAUUACUUACUAGGUUAGAACCCCGUGUAUUACACGGGUUGAAUAAAUAUAAUUUUAUAUAUU